This is a messenger RNA of Chironomus riparius, 1316 nucleotides long. Lineage: Eukaryota; Metazoa; Arthropoda; Insecta; Diptera; Chironomidae. The record is from the annotation of a GenBank genome assembly.
AUGCAAUACGAUAAAAAAAUGCAUAAUUACAAAAUAGUAACUCUCAGUGUCUUAUUAAUCAUAACUUUUUCAAUUCAAAUCACAUCAACUCAAUUAGUUUUAAAUUGUUUGAGUAAAAUAGAAGAAUUUUCAUUAAUUAACUCUCAAAAUUCUUGUAACGUUCAAAACAUUCUGAACAUUUACGAACCAAAUACCGAAAUACAGGAUGUAGACGGACAGGCUGAUUCAUAUACAGCAUUACUGAUUAUCGAUAAAAGAACUGAAUUUUUACCAUCGAACUUGGGAAAAAAAUUUAUAAAUUUAAUCGCAUUAAAAGUUCUAGAAGGAAGAUUAAAGGAAGUCAGACAAAAUGAAUUGAAAUCUCUGACAAAUUUGCAGUAUAUUAAUUUUGAUCAAAAUGACAUUGAGUUUCUUGACAAUAAUGUGUUUGACUUUAAUCUUAAAUUGAAGGUCAUUUGGUUAGGUGGAAAUAAAAUAAGUUAUAUCGGAAAUUCUAUUUUUGACAAUUUAAUCCAACUUAAUAAUGUUGAUUUUAGAAACAAUACAUGUGUGUCGACUUCGCAAAUGAAUUUAAAAAAGUUCAACUUUGCAGCAUUGAAUCUAAUAAAAGAAAAUUGUUCGAAUGUUCAGGCUGAAGCUAAUUACCUAUUUUGCAAAUCUUUAUUUGUAAAUACUGAAAAUUUGAAUUUACUUCAAAAAUUGGAGGAUUUAAAAGCAAAAAGCGCUGAAAUUGAUCGAAAUUUGAAUGCGUCACAACAAGAAUACAAAAAAUAUAAGAAAGAUGUUGACUCAAAUGAGCUCCAGAGAAGUACAGACCUUAAAACUUUAGCAAAAAACGAAAAUCAAUUAAAGCAAAAUAUUUCAAUUCUCAAAAUUCAAAUCAACUUACUUAAUAGACGAAAUGACAAUUUAACAGGACCAACAACAAGUUUAAGGAAAAAUUAUACUGACUAUGAAAAUCAAUUUACCAAACUUAAUGCAAAUUCGAGUAAAGUUGCUGCAAAAUAUUUGGAAACCAGGGAGGAGCACAUCAAAUAUGCACAAAAUGUCGACAACAUUAAACAACAAUUAUCGUCUGCAACUAAGGAAAAUGAGAAUUUAAAGACAAAAUUGGAACGUUUAAAUUCAAGUCAAAAUGAAAGCUCAAAUGAUGACUCAAAUUGGUGGACUAAAUUAAUUUUGUUGACUUCAACUGCACUAAUAGUUGCAAUUUCAACAACUAUAGAUGUCUUUAUUUCUUUUAAAAAUUAGAUUUAAUGAUGUUCAUAUUUAUUUUAUUUUUUUCAUAAAGUUAUCUUUCCCGUUUAUUUAUUUUA